Messenger RNA from Schistosoma guineensis, 855 nucleotides. The record is from the annotation of a GenBank genome assembly. Lineage: Eukaryota; Metazoa; Platyhelminthes; Trematoda; Strigeidida; Schistosomatidae.
AUGACGGAUAAAAUUAAAUUUGAUUGUAAAUUAUUAGAUCGUUUUAGUAUUACUCAUGCACUUGAUUUGACUACUACUACUACUACUACUACUACUACUACUACUACUACUACUACUACUACUACUACUACUACUACUACUACUACUACUACUACUACUACUACUACUACUACUACUACUACUACUACUACUACUACUACUACUACUACUACUACUACUACUACUACUACUACUACUACUACUACUACUACUACUACUACUACUACUACUACUACUACUACUACUACUACUACUACUACUACUACUACUACUACUACUACUACUACUACUACUACUACUACUACUACUACUACUACUACUACUACUACUACUACUACUACUACUACUACUACUACUACUACUACUACUACUACUACUACUACUACUACUACUACUACUACUACUACUACUACUACUACUACUACUACUACUACUACUACUACUACUACUACUACUACUACUACUACUACUACUACUACUACUACUACUACUACUACUACUACUACUACUACUACUACUACUACUACUACUACUACUACUACUACUACUACUACUACUACUACUACUACUACUACUACUACUACUACUACUACUACUACUACUACUACUACUACUACUACUACUACUACUACUACUACUACUACUACUACUACUACUACUACUACUACUACUACUACUACUACUACUACUACUACUACUACUACUACUACUACUACUACUACUACUACUACUACUACUACUACUACUACUACUACUACUACUACUACUACUACUACUACUACUACUACUACCAAUAUUAAUAAUAAUAAAUAUUGA